CCUCCAUCAAUCUCCUCCACAACAUGCCGCCUCGGUGAUCGCCCGGCGAUGCGACUGUCCGGCAUCCAACUCUCUCGUCUCUCCCAAUUCCCCCGGCGAGCCCGCACCAUCCAACCCUCCCAGGAUGACGACGUCUUCGCCAACAGCCUGCGCAAAACCCUAGAGGCGCACCGCGCCUCCAACCGCGCUCGUCUCAUCCGCAAAACCUACCCCCGUGCUCCAUCCCCGGGCCUCUUUAGACCCUAUAUUCCGCCAGAAAAUCGUGCCGGAUACCAGCCACCACUGCCGCCAUCGCUGCAACUGACGCCACCGGUCAUUGGCCCCGAGAAGGCGGCGAGUGCUAAAAAGCGCUCACACAGACGGACCCCGGAACCGAGCACCUCUUCGACGGAUGCUCGACCCGAGACGAAUGCGAUCCAGUCUGUGGGCGAUGUGGGCUUUGGUCGGCUGGGUCAGACUCCGUGGUUAAGCUAUCUAGAAAACCAGGGCGCCCCUGGUGAUGCCUCUGCGUACUUGGAUGCGGAGAUUCAAGCGUUGCACCGCUACCUAGCUCCGAGCGCUGAUGAACAAAAUCAAGUCACUCAGUUGGGGGUGGAGGUCUCUGCACUGCUAGAAUCAACCGUCCCGCAUACACCGACUCUCAUCGGAUCUCGCCGUACAGGUCUUGCGCUGGCGCAUUCAGACUUAGACUUCCUCCUCCCCUUUGAAGAUCUCCCCCGUUCUCUGGACAGGACUCGCAGGCCGAGUCCAACUCGACCUCAGAUCCGAGAUGCGCAUCUGGCUCUGCUCCGGCAAGUUGAAAGGACAUUGCAGAACGUCCCAGCUUUCAGUGAUGGUGUCAGGUUAUCUGGGAAACGCAGUCUAGUUUUAGAAGCUCGACACCGUCCCACUGGCUUGCUGCUGCAAUUUUACUGCGGCGAACGAGUGCCAGCAUUCACGGAGUAUCUACAGGAUUACUUGGUGGAGUAUCCGUCUCUGCGACCAUUGCACGCAACAACGAGGGCUCUGCUCGAAGCGGGCGGUCUCUUUGGAUCUUCGCAAGCGGGUAUAAGCCCCGACGCGUUGGCCAUGCUAUUGGUCACCUUCUUGAAGAUGAACCAUGGCCGCUUUCCUGGUAUGCACCGUCUCGGUGACCAGUUGCUUGCAUUCCUUCAGCUCUACGGUAGAGAGGUUGACCUGCAGUCCGUCGGCGUUGCAGUAGACCCCCCGGGCUUUUUUGACGCGGGCAAUCUGCGUACGAACGAUGGGGCUGAGGACUCUGCGUAUCUACGUGGUCAACGCUCCCUCAUUGCUGCUAAGCGUACUGCUGCUGCAAGAGGGAAUCUGCCUGCUAGUCGCCGCUUAUGUGUGCAGGAUCCGACUCAUUACAUGAAUGACCUGGGUCGGUCGUGUACACGUACCCCCGAGCUACAGAGUGUUUUUGCCGCUGCGCAUGAGCGGCUCCGUUCAGCUUGUGACAAUUGGGAGGGAUCUGCGGAGAAAACCUCGAUUUUGACGAAUGCCCUGCGGGCAAGGUUUGACGGGCUGGAGAAGAUGCGGAAGCAAAUAGUGCAUCCACAGUCCUCAUGAGCUGGGUCCGGAUGGAUCUUAGAUGAAUAGUACGAUACCCUGUAUAUAAACACGUCUCAUCUCUUGCUCUGCAAUCGAUCAAUUAAGUUUUCUAGCACUUGACUAAUUAUC
Molecule: messenger RNA, 1680 nt
Organism: Penicillium brasilianum
Lineage: Eukaryota; Fungi; Ascomycota; Eurotiomycetes; Eurotiales; Aspergillaceae
Source: the annotation of a GenBank genome assembly